ACCCUCCCCAAAAAUUAGGUUAUCAAAGCCCCAAAUUUUCUCCGCCUAAAAUUCUUCCCUCUGACAAACAUUAAACGAACACAGGCCACAACCAAUAAUCGCAACUACUACGUUGCUACCGAUCAGUAACUUCAAGAUUUUCUCAGUUUUUUUUCACUUCCAAUCAUAUUCAUUGUUUCUCGCAUAAUCCUUGUUUUCUAUCUCUGCAGAUUCUUUAGCCUUUCACAUAAUUCAACACCUUUCUUUUUGUUUCCCUACAAAAUUUGCAUUUCUUACAUUUUGUGUAUGAGGGUUUUGAUUUGCAGUGUUUUGGUGCAUAUUUCUACAGAUCUCAAAAAAUGGCAACGUUUGAGCUUUACAGAAGAUCGACUAUUGGCAUGUGCUUGACAGAGACUCUAGAUGAGAUGGUUCAAAGCGGUACUCUCAGCCCGGAGCUAGCUAUUCAGGUUCUAGUCCAGUUUGACAAGUCUAUGACUGAAGCUUUGGAGAGUCAAGUUAAGAGCAAAGUUUCCAUUAAGGGACACUUGCACACCUACAGAUUUUGCGACAAUGUCUGGACUUUCAUUCUAACAGAUGCAUUGUUUAAGAAUGAAGAUUUGCAGGAGAAUGUUGGUCGAGUUAAAAUAGUGGCAUGUGACUCAAAGCUGCUUACACAAUGAUGUAAUAGAAAUCUGUCUUAUGGUAGCAAAGAUGGACGGCAGCGAGGAAGAAACUUUAGUUUUAGCUACCAUGGACGAUUGAACAUUAGCUGUAUAGCCCAACCUUUUGAAACUAUUGUUAUUUGCUGACACAUUUGAUGAUGGUGCAUCUCUCGAGAGGAACACUUUUGGAGAUGGACACUGGUGAUAAAUCAUGAAAACCACGAAUUAUAUAAUAGUGGCGCACAUUCUGACGUA
This is a messenger RNA of Hevea brasiliensis (rubber tree), 896 nucleotides long. Its product is annotated as transcription initiation factor IIA subunit 2. The transcript is spliced from 3 exons. Bases 339 to 659 code for a protein of 106 amino acids. Lineage: Eukaryota; Viridiplantae; Streptophyta; Magnoliopsida; Malpighiales; Euphorbiaceae. The record is from RefSeq and is a predicted model, not a curated record. Gene Ontology annotation, molecular function: RNA polymerase II general transcription initiation factor activity; TBP-class protein binding. Gene Ontology annotation, cellular component: transcription factor TFIIA complex. Gene Ontology annotation, biological process: RNA polymerase II preinitiation complex assembly; transcription initiation at RNA polymerase II promoter.